GGCAACGGCCGGCGCGCGGAGGGGGCGGGGGCGCGCGCGCCCCGGCGCAUGGAGGCGAUGCCUUGCCAGAACCAGCGGCUCGGCCCGCGGCCGCAGGACGAGCAGCCGGCGCCGGCGCCGGUGACAGCGAGCGGCGGCUCACGGCUGAUCCGCUUCGCGGAGCCCAGCGAGGACAGCGGCUGCCCCAGCCCGGACAGCAGCAGCAGCAGCAGCAACGGGGUCGUGGCGGUGGCACCGCCGCCGCCGGUCCCCUCGGCGGAGGGCGUCGAGCCGGCGAUCGGGCCUCAGCUGAAGCUGCUGCCCAUGAACGAUCAGCUCCGGGAGCUCCAGACCAUCAUCAGGGACAAGAAAUCCAGCAGAGGAGACUUCGUGUUUUCUGCUGAUCGUCUGAUCAGGCUUGUGGUUGAGGAGGGACUGAAUCAACUGCCAUACACAGAAUGUACUGUGACCACUCCGACAGGACACAAGUACGAAGGCGUCCGAUUCGAAAAGGGAAACUGUGGUGUGAGCAUCAUGAGAAGCGGAGAGGCAAUGGAGCAGGGCUUACGGGACUGCUGCAGGUCCAUCCGCAUCGGGAAGAUCCUGAUACAGAGCGACGAGGAGACGCAGAGAGCCAAAGUGUACUAUGCCAAGUUCCCCCCAGACAUUUACAGGAGGAAAGUGCUGCUGAUGUACCCGAUACUGAGUACUGGCAAUACUGUCAUUGAGGCUGUCAAAGUUCUGGUGGAACACGGCGUACAGCCGAGCGUCAUCAUCCUGCUCAGCCUCUUCUCCACCCCUCACGGUGCCAAAUCCAUCAUCCAGGAGUUCCCCGAGAUCACCAUUUUGACUACAGAAGUUCAUCCCGUGGCACCAACACACUUUGGACAGAAGUACUUUGGGACAGACUGACACAUGGAACAAACCUCUAGGAUGUUACAAGAAGGGGUUUUUUUCUACAUUUUAAUAUCAUUGAGUUGGUGAGGGCAUGUAUCAAAAUACCUGGCCAAAGGAGGAAUUAUGUGGCUUUGGUUAGUCGUGGCCAGUUACUGCCUGAAGGUGGCAUCAGGUACAGUAACGAAGCCGAGCAUCUCAAUGGGGGGUUGUAUCCUUUGCUACACUCUCUGCUUUAACUUAUUUAUUCUUCUCUAGCCUGUCCUGUGGCUGCUUGCAGGAGCAAAAUAAAAUAACUAUAUCUCA
This is a messenger RNA of Colius striatus (speckled mousebird), 1179 nucleotides long. It is a transcript of the gene UPRT, whose product is annotated as uracil phosphoribosyltransferase homolog. The transcript has 7 exons. The record is from RefSeq and is a predicted model, not a curated record. NCBI's taxonomy places the organism in Eukaryota, Metazoa, Chordata, Aves, Coliiformes, Coliidae. The coding region runs from base 49 to 891 and encodes 280 amino acids.